Molecule: messenger RNA, 1032 nt
Organism: Amphiprion ocellaris (clown anemonefish)
Lineage: Eukaryota; Metazoa; Chordata; Actinopteri; Pomacentridae
Exons: 2
Coding region: 1-1032 (343 amino acids)
Source: RefSeq, a predicted model, not a curated record
AUGUACGGCAAUGUCCGCGCUCAGCCAAUCCUGGGCGAGGAGGCGGCAGCCAAAGUGGCGCUCAGCCAAUCACAAAGGAGAGCCCGGCAGAGUGAUGCAAUGCCCCCUGUGAUUGACGUUGUUCCCAGUGUUCCCAUCAUUCCCAAUGUUCCCAGUGUUUCCAGUAUUCCCAAUGUUCCCAGUGUUCCCAGUGCUCCCGUUCCCAGUGCUCCCAGUGUUCCCGUUCCCAGUGUUUCCAGUAUUCCCAAUGUUCCCAGUGUUCUCAGUGCUCUCAGUGUUCCCGUUCCCAGUGUUUCCAGUAUUCCCAAUGUUCCCAGUGUUCCCAUCAUUCCCAAUGUUCCCAAUGUUUCCAGCAUUCCCAAUGUUCCCAGUGGUUCCAGUGCUUCCAGUGUUCCCAGUGCUCCAAGUGUUCCCAAUGUUCCCAGUGCUCCCAGUGGUCCCAUCAUUCCCAAUGUUCCCAGGAUUCCCAAUGUUCCCAGUGUUUCCAGUGUUCCCAAUGUUCCCAGUGUUUCCAAUGUCCCCAGUAUCCCCAAUGUUCCCAGUGCUCCCAGUAUUCCCAGUGUUCCCAAUAUUCUCAAUGUUCCCAGUGUUUCCAGUGUCCCCAGUGCUCCCAUCAUUCCCAGUGUUCCCAGUGCUCCCAUCAUUCUCAGUGCUCCCAGUGCUCCCAGAGCUCCCAUCAUUCCCAGUGUCCCCAGUGCUCCCAUCAUUCCCAGUGCUCCCAUCAUUCUCAGUGUUCCCAGAACUCCCAUCAUUCCCAGUGUUCCCAGUGUCCCCAAUGCUCCCAUCAUUCCCAGUGUUCCCAGUGCUCCCAUCAUUCCCAGUGUUCCCAGUGCUCCCAUCAUUCCCAGUGCUCCCAGAGCUCCCAUCAUUCCCAGUGUCCCCAGUGCUCCCAUCAUUCCCAGUGUUCCCAGUGCUCCCAUCAUUCUCAGUGUUCCCAGUGCUCCCAUCAUUCCCAGUGUUCCCAGUGCUCCCAUCAUUGCCAGUAUUCCCAGUGUUCCCAACAGUGUGACUCCUGUUAUUUUACUCCAGUGA